This is a messenger RNA of Onychostoma macrolepis, 2335 nucleotides long. RefSeq names its product lysophosphatidylserine lipase ABHD12-like. The record is from RefSeq and is a predicted model, not a curated record. Gene Ontology annotation, biological process: phosphatidylserine catabolic process; monoacylglycerol catabolic process. The transcript is spliced from 13 exons. Gene Ontology annotation, cellular component: endoplasmic reticulum membrane. Gene Ontology annotation, molecular function: monoacylglycerol lipase activity; phosphatidylcholine lysophospholipase A1 activity. The coding region runs from base 1103 to 2155 and encodes 350 amino acids. Lineage: Eukaryota; Metazoa; Chordata; Actinopteri; Cypriniformes; Cyprinidae.
UUGCGUCUUGGAAGCUAAAAUUAAAAAACUGUUGACCUGUGCAAAUCAACUCACAUGUCAUCAGAUUCAUUAUCUAUCACUGGUUCUGUAUAAUACACCUUUGCUGUUCAAAGCGUCUUAGUGUGGAAAACAAAUAAAUGAAAAAUAAGGAUGUCUGGGAUAUUAAAAAGAAGAACUCUUAAAACCUGGAGGUGAAUCUUUUCAACUUAAUUUUAUCUCAUCAAAUGUUUCAGGAGAUGAUGUAUAAACAGGAUAAGGUUCUCAUAUAACGGCUUUCUGUAAAAUGAUAAAGAAAACCUUAAGCUGUCAUGUCAGAUAUUAAAUGUCAGCAAACAAAACUGUCUCUGUAGAAGCAAAUUUCUAUUAAUAAGCAUUUUAAUUAAAUAUAUAAUUCAACUUUAUUUUUAACGUUAAGUCAACGUAUAGGUAUUUGUGAAUAUAUUAAUGGUAGCUACUAUCUGACAAAGCAAUUAUUAUUCCAAACUUUGGUGAAUACUGAAGUUCAUUUAAGGUGUGAAUAGGGGUAAAAGAAGCCAAUAAGAGGCAUGUGGAAACUCAAAGAAAGAAAGAAAAUAUGCCGUUCUCCUUGACCAAUGGAGACAGUGUACAAAUCAACAGUAGAUUACACACUUCAUAAAUCUGGUUAUGAGAGCCAAAAAACUAAACCUUUUCUGAGUAAAGUGCUUUGUAUGAAAAAGAGCCUUCAUUAUAAAUAAUGCCAUUGCAAUUGUUUUUCCUGAGAAUUUUGAGCUUCAAAAAUUAAAAAUGUAAUAAUGUAUGCUAUCACUGCCACAAAUCUGUAAAAUGGGUCUUUCUCCAUAAAAUACACAACAUACUAAAAAAACUAUUUCAAUAUGUGUACAAAAAAACUAUACUUUCAUAACUGAUCAUAAAGCAUAUCAGGAGCAGUAUAUAUUCAAAUAUCACACCAAAAUGAUGUAGAAAAUUCUAGAGAAGAAAAAAAAAUGUGUGCACAUAAGCCCAGUUUGUGCCCUUUGCUCUUUACACCCAUCCAUUUCCGUGAGUCGCACAGUUUGUUUGUCAAUUAUUACCAAAAUUGUGUGUAAAGUAAAUAGACAGAGAGUGUCCCCUGCUCUUCAAAAUGAAGAAAAGAAUCAAUAAAUCUGAAAGAAAAUUUCAGUCUGCGGGAAGAUUGCAACGAUCCGGUCAGAAAUCUAAGGAUUUAAGUGUGCAUGCAAGAUCCCAGUGGCAAUGGAUUUGGACUACAAUGGCACUUCUUUCUCUCUGCAUCCUCUCUGCAUCAAUACCAAUUCUUCUGCAUCUCUUCUCUGACUCUAUUGACCUCAGCCGACCUUCAGAUAUAGGUCUCAAUCACACUUUAAAUAUCUACCUCAGACCCGAAGAGGGGGUGAGAGUGGGCGUGUGGCACACUGUACCUGAACAUAGAUGGAAGGAGGCGCAGGGAAAGGAUCUGGACUGGUAUGAGAAAGCUCUGGGGGACGGAUCGCCCAUUUUCAUCUACCUCCAUGGCAACAGGGGUAACAGAUCUGCAGCUCAUCGAAUUGGAAUUGCAAAUGUCUUGAGUGCUGUUGGAUAUCAUGUCUUGGCGCUGGACUACAGAGGUUUUGGGGACUCCACUAGUGAGCCUACAGAGACUGGUCUGUGUACCGAUGUCUUAUACUUGUACCACUGGGUUAAGGCACGCAGUGGAAACAGCCUGGUGUGUGUGUGGGGUCACUCGCUUGGUAGUGGUGUUGCGACUUCCACUGCUGUGAAAUUGCUAGAACAAGGUAAACAGUUUGAUGGAAUAAUACUCGAAGGUGCAUUCCUAAAUGCGAGGAUGGAAACUAAUAAACUUACUGAACACCCUUUUACCUGGUUUUAUUGGAAGUUCCCAUACAUUCAGUACUUCUUGUUCAAUCCACUUAAAAACAAAGAUUUGAACCUUCCAACUGAUGAGAACUUGCAAAAUAUUCGAACUCCCCUUAUGAUUUUCCAUGCUGAAGAUGACCAUUUAGUGCCCUUUGCCUCAGCUCAAGAGAUCUACAGAAUUGCAAAAAAGGCCCAAAACUCAGAUGAGCGUGUCAAGCUGAUACAAUUUGAUGCAUCACUUGGAUAUUUUCAUAAUGGGCUGUAUAAAGACCCUGGUUUGCCAAAUAUCAUAAGGGAGUUUGUGCAGUCACUGAUGACAUGAUACAUACACAGAGAAGGAGGAGGAUUUACACCGACUAAUAACUGGCUAAAUAGCUGUAUAACUGGUGCUGUAACUGUAAAUUUGGUUGUUUUAAACAGUAUGCACUUCUUGGAUAUAAAACAUUGUAAUGUCUGAAGUAAAUUUUACAGAAUUGCCCCCAUUAGGGUGAAUUUAUUGUCU